This is a messenger RNA of Scophthalmus maximus (turbot), 3750 nucleotides long. It is a transcript of the gene atp6v0a1b, whose product is annotated as ATPase H+ transporting V0 subunit a1b. The record is from RefSeq and is a predicted model, not a curated record. Gene Ontology annotation, cellular component: vacuolar proton-transporting V-type ATPase complex; vacuolar proton-transporting V-type ATPase, V0 domain; plasma membrane. The transcript is spliced from 22 exons. The coding region runs from base 124 to 2739 and encodes 871 amino acids. Gene Ontology annotation, biological process: vacuolar acidification; proton transmembrane transport. NCBI's taxonomy places the organism in Eukaryota, Metazoa, Chordata, Actinopteri, Pleuronectiformes, Scophthalmidae. Gene Ontology annotation, molecular function: proton-transporting ATPase activity, rotational mechanism; ATPase binding.
CUCCAAUGGACAAUAUGUGACUUGACGCACCGCCCAGGACCACAUCACCCAGCAUCCAGGAGGGCUGGAGAGGCCGGAGACAGCAUUUUUUCCUUUUAGUUGAGGUGGAGUGUGGUGUUCAUCAUGGGAGAACUGUUCAGGAGUGAGGAGAUGACCCUGGCCCAGCUCUUUCUCCAGUCAGAGGCGGCCUACUGUUGUGUCAGUGAGCUGGGAGAACUGGGCAUGGUCCAGUUUAGAGACCUGAAUCCAGAUGUCAACGUGUUUCAGCGCAAGUUUGUGAAUGAAGUGAGGAGAUGUGAGGAGAUGGACAGGAAACUGAGGUUUGUGGAGAAGGAGAUCAAGAAGGCCAACAUCCCAACUGUGGACACUGGAGAAAAUCCGGAGGUGCCUUUUCCCAGGGACAUGAUUGAUCUAGAGGCCACCUUUGAGAAGCUGGAGAACGAACUGAAGGAGAUCAACACCAACCAGGAAGCCCUGAAGAAGAACUUCCUGGAGCUGACGGAGCUCAAACACAUUCUCCGUCGAACACAGCAGUUCUUUGAUGAGAUGGAAGAUCCCAACCUGCUGGAGGAGUCAUCAGCCCUGAUGGAGGGCAGCGAGGGGGGCCGCGGGGCACCGCUCAGACUAGGGUUUGUGGCUGGAGUGAUCAGCAGGGAGAGGAUUCCCACCUUUGAGAGGAUGUUGUGGAGGGUGUGUCGUGGUAACGUCUUCUUGAGGAAGGCAGAGAUUGAGGAUCCUCUGGAGGACCCAGCCACGGGAGACCAAGUCCACAAAUCGGUAUUCAUCAUCUUCUUCCAAGGUGACCAGCUGAAGAACAGGGUGAAGAAGAUAUGUGAGGGGUUCCGCGCCUCUCUCUACCCGUGUCCAGAGACCCCACAGGAGAGGAAGGAAAUGCUGGCUGGAGUCAAUAGUCGCAUUGAUGACCUCCAGAUGGUGUUGAACCAAACAGAGGACCACCGACAGCGCGUGCUGCAGGCCGCUUCCAAGACCAUGCGGGUGUGGUUCAUCAAGGUGAGGAAGAUGAAGGCCAUCUACCACACGCUCAACCUCUGUAACAUCGACGUCACCCAGAAGUGUCUGAUCGCUGAGGUCUGGUGUCCUGUCUCUGACCUAGACUCCAUCCAGUUUGCUCUGCGCAGAGGGACGGAGAGGAGUGGAUCGACGGUGCCAUCCAUCCUCAACAGGAUGCAGACCAAGCAGACUCCACCCACCUUUAACAAGACCAACAAGUUUACAUCAGGCUUCCAGAACAUUGUUGACGCCUAUGGCAUCGGGAACUACCGGGAGAUCAAUCCAGCUCCCUACACCAUCAUUACUUUCCCUUUCCUGUUUGCGGUGAUGUUUGGUGACAUGGGUCACGGUGUGCUGAUGACCUGUGCUGCCCUCUACCUGGUCCUCCGAGAGAGUCGCCUCCUCUCCCAGAAGAGUGAUAAUGAGAUGUUUAACAUGGUGUUUGCCGGUCGUUACAUCAUCCUCCUGAUGGGGAUCUUCUCUAUCUACACUGGCAUCAUUUACAAUGACUGCUUCUCCAAAUCACUGAAUAUGUUUGGCUCUGGAUGGAGCGUCAGGCCCAUGUUUGGCCCCAAAGGAGCUAACUGGACAUUUGAGAUGCUUGACUCAAAUGCAGUUCUACAGUUGGAUCCAGCUGUUCCUGGUGUGUUCAACGGGCCCUAUCCCCUUGGAAUCGACCCGAUCUGGAAUGUUGCCACCAACAAGCUGACUUUCCUCAACUCUUUCAAGAUGAAGAUGUCUGUGAUCCUGGGUGUCAUCCACAUGGUGUUCGGAGUUUCUCUUAGUCUCUUUAACCACCUGUACUUCAAGAAGCCACUCAACAUCUUUCUUGGAUUCAUCCCAGAGAUUGUCUUCAUGACCAGCCUGUUUGGAUACCUUGUCCUGUUGGUCUUCUACAAGUGGACGGCAUAUGACGCCUUCACCUCCAAGGAUGCUCCCAGCCUGCUCAUCCACUUCAUAAACAUGUGUCUCUUCAACUACAAUGACCCCACCAACAAGCCCCUGUACAGGGGACAGAUGGGGAUCCAGAUUUUGUUGGUGCUGAUUGCCCUUGCAUGUGUACCCUGUAUGCUGAUUGUGAAAACUAUGGUGCUUCGGCGUCAGCACCUAUGGAAAAAGCACCUGUCCCAGAAGAGGGAAGAAACCGCUGCAGAGAAUCUAGAGCAGUCUUUAGAGAAAACAGGCGUGUCCUCAUCAUGCACCGGACUCACCCAACAGGGCACGGAGAAGUUCGGAGGUGUCCGGGUGGGUAACGGGCCCACGGAGGACGAGGCUGGCAUCAUGGACCACGACCAGCUCUCCCAGCACUCAGAGGAGGGAGACGAGCACUCGGAGGAGGAACCGUUUGAUUUUGGAGAUGUAGCAGUCCACCAGGCCAUACACACCAUAGAAUACUGUCUGGGAUGUAUCUCCAACACUGCUUCCUACCUGCGCCUCUGGGCCCUCAGCCUGGCUCAUGCACAGCUGUCGGAGGUGCUCUGGUCCAUGGUCAUGCACCUGGGUCUGUCGUCCCGGAGCGGGGGCGGGUUCUUUGGCCUGGCCAUCAUCUUUUCGGCUUUUGCCACCCUCACCGUCGCCAUCCUUCUCAUCAUGGAGGGGCUGUCAGCCUUCCUGCAUGCCCUGCGUCUGCACUGGGUCGAGUUCCAGAACAAGUUCUACUGUGGCCAGGGGUUCAAGUUUGUCCCCUUCUCAUUUGAGAGCAUCCUCGAGGGGCGAUUUGACGAGUGAUCAGACCUCAACCCCUCCAGCAUCAACCCCUCCCUCGGUGAAUGUCUGCCUGUGUGUGAGCCCAUGUGCAGCCCUCUGUCCCCCUCUACUGGUAAUUUGUGAAACCUUCAUGAAACGCGUGUAAUGGCUGUGAUGCAAUCCUUAAAGAGGUUUUUUUUUCCCAUUGCACCCGUACCAAGCUGUAUGCAUAUAGGAGCUUCUAUAGCUGUGACUCACUCAGUACUGUCACUGUACGGACAACUGACACUGUACUGGUCUCCACCACUUUCAUAAGAUCUCCUCUACCUAUGAAGCUAUAAUGUACACACACUAUUAAUUAUAAUUUUAGGCAAUUUUCUAAAACAAAGAUCAUAGAUAAUGAAACCUAAACUUUUCAGUGACAUAAAUGCUAAAGAUUUAAUGUUAUAUAUUAAAUAUUUAUCUGUUGGUUACAUUUGUUGACAAAAGACCGACCAGUAAACGAUAAAGAAGGAAAGAAAAGAGGCUGAAAUUAUAAUUUAUUGUGCUGUUAAUGCAGCAUGGCAGCAUCUGCCAUCCCCAUAAUAUGGGUAUUGCGGCUUUCACCAUGAAACAUAAUGUAGUGAUAAUAGAUGUAAAAACAAUAUGAUUGUGUCAAAAAAUGUACCAGUUUACAGAAUCAGUGUACGGCUUAAACUGCAUGUACUGACUUGUUACCGUCUGACCAUGAAUUUGUGUUAUAUUGAAAAGAGAAUAGAGGUGAUAUUGUGCCCUUUGUGCUGUGAUCUGUGGCUUCCUCGUGCUCAUUCUGUGUGAAAUGUGGAUGUCGCAAACCAUUUCAAAAAAAUACUGAAAUGAUGCAUUUAGUGUAAAAGGUCAAUGUUUGUGCAAUCACUUACAGUUUUUCCCUCAAGUUACAAAAUAACUUCACUUGUGAAAAGCUGAAGAGAACCGCCAAACAUAAAGUGCAGCUGAUGUUGGACAGUGACUGGUGAUAUGAAAGGUGAUGUGUUUGUGAUCAGUAAUAAACAGAGACCUGGGGAAUCAACAUGA